Messenger RNA from Anopheles stephensi (Asian malaria mosquito), 1662 nucleotides. RefSeq names its product E3 ubiquitin-protein ligase TRAIP (gene nopo). The record is from RefSeq and is a predicted model, not a curated record. The coding region runs from base 275 to 1615 and encodes 446 amino acids. The transcript is spliced from 2 exons. NCBI's taxonomy places the organism in Eukaryota, Metazoa, Arthropoda, Insecta, Diptera, Culicidae.
AAUUCUUAUUUUUAAUAAAAUAUGAUAAUAAAUGUGUUCAAACUGUUGGAAAAUAAACUUUAUUAUCAUAUGCUACGUUUUCUUUCAUACAACCUCAAACAACCUUCAAUCUAAAACAAGCAAAGCAGGCUAUAGCACUCACGGGACCUCGUCAGCUUGUAAAGAAGAACACGAAGAAGAAAACUUUGUUUAUUCCAAACGAAACGGGCGCGCGCGCUUGAAUGCCGUGUUUAUCUUUUUUACUUAUUUUUUACCGUGAAUUAAAAGCUUUAAGAUGAAUUUAGUGUGUCCCAUCUGUUCGGAUAUGUUUGUACCAUCGGCCGAAGUAAAUAUAACACCGUGUGGCCACAUGUUCCAUCACAUCUGUCUGCUACAGUGGCUUGAAAGAUCCAAAACCUGUCCCCAGUGCCGUGAUCGUUGCACAGCCGCUAGACUAAUCAAAGUGUACUUCAAUGUAACGGCCAAUCUUGACACGACCGAAGACAGUGCCUCGUUGUUGGAAAAGCUGGACAAUCUUACGCUGAAAAUACGCGAGCAGGAAAAAUCGCUAAAAACUUAUGAAACAAAUGCAGCGCAACAUAAAAACGAACAGAAAAAGAUGCGAAAAACGUUACUGGGCUUGGAGGAAGAGAUACGGAGCAAAAAUACGGCUAUGUUUGCGCUGAAGCACGAGCUGGACAUGAUGCGAGGCGAUCGAAAAACGUUGGUAAAGGUGCAGGAGGAGCUGGAGGGCAUGCGAAGGAAGCUAGAACUGUACAUGUCGGUAAAGCAAGUACUCGACGAUACCGUCCAAGAGGUGGAACAGAUGCUCACGAAUAAUAUGAGCCGUGAGGCAGCCAUCACACUAGCCGUAGCGCUGAAACGUGAGCUACAAGCGCAAGAGAUGAAGCGAAAAUCUCAAUCGGAGCGUAUAAGCCAUCUUCAGAAUAGCAUAACAGAGCAGCGAAGAAAAAACAAAGCGCUGGAAGAUAAGCUAGCCACGUCCGAUAGUGAGAUAUAUCGCCUGGAGCAUCUGCUAAAACAACAGGCGACAGAAAGAUGCGUCAAUACGUCGACCGAAAGUGUUGGUUCGCCGGACGAUACCAUACCGAACACACCAGACCAACGGCCGAAGGUUGGUCGGAAGCGUCCAAUGCCGGACCUCAACAACAGUACGCCCUUGUCGGAGAAGGUUCGUAAAAUUAUAGACUCAACUUCACCGUAUCUUCGUGUUAAGACUAGCAGCAUAGGGCUUGCGCCACUCAUGCGCGGUGGUUUAAGCGCCAACCCGGCCGGCGCUGCCUCAUCCAGUGUUAGUGCUACGGAGAAACCAAAGCUGAGCGGUGGUCUUACCGUCAAAUACUCCAUCUUUUCGAAAAAGAGAAUACCUGAGUCAAGUUCUGGGCUUGCCUCGAUAGUCAAAUCUUCCAGCACCAUGCAAGAUGAGAACAGUCGCGUAAGUAAGCAAGAGGAGGAAAGCACCGCACUGGCUGGACCACGAUUUACCUUGACUUCUUCGACCGUUACGGCACGGCUUAAGGCUGGCAAGCUUACCAGGCAUCCUUCAGCGGUGAUGAGCCCCGAGAAGGGAGCUAACUUAGUUAAUUUAGAUGGGCUAGAUUCUAUUUUUGAGUAAGCGCGUCUUUAAAGAGUGUUUUAAUAAACUAUUUGUUGUCCUUUUAA